UUAAUAUCCACACCUUAAGAUUAUUUGUAUUAGUCAUAUUACCUUCCCCUGUAAUAUUAGUGAAUGACGGAACCACCAACUCACAUGGAUACAGGUUGUAAAAUUAUUUUAUUUUUAAUGCUUGUAAAUAUUACACAAAGCUUCCUUUAAGAUAUUAUAUAGAAAAUCAACAACUUAUUUACGUUUAAUUUAAAUCUACUAGAUCAUGAAUCCGCUGGAUGCAAUUUGUGACAAAAAGAGGAAUGAUGCUGUGUGUGUGAGUAAUCUGAAGUCGGCGAAACCAGUGGAUAAAGCACUCUUGCAAGAAAGACCUGAUGUUAAAAUAUUCCUCCCAUUCCGUUUCCAUUUCUAUAAACCGAAAGAUCUUUUCAAGGAGAAUACAUACAGGAAUUUCUUAGUGGCUCCUGGUGGUGAUCACGUAAUCAGUUUAGUUGACGAGAUAUCGUACAGGGCACCGCCCGCGCCUCCGCUCUCACAAAUGCACGAGUUGUCACCAGAACUGUUCUGCAAUGGUGACAACCGACCCGCCAACUGCGCUGUUGACUGUCGCUGCACGCAUAUGAUUGACGUGCCACUUAAUUCUAUCGUGGAGAUUGUACUUGUCGAUGAAGUGCAAUCGCCGAAUCUGUCACAUCCCUUCCAUCUCCACGGAGCAUCAUACAACGUCAUUGGUAUGGGACGUUCCCCAGAUAAGAAUAUCAAGAAAAUCAAUCUAAAACAUGCCCUAGAUCUUGACAGAAAAGGAUUAUUGCAUAGACAAUACAAUUUACCACCGUACAAAGAUACGUUAGCAGUACCUAACAACGGAUACGUUGUUUUAAGGCUAAAGGCUGAUAACCCAGGUUAUUGGUUGUUGCACUGCCACUUUAUCUACCAUAUAGUGAUUGGCAUGAAUCUCAUACUGCACAUAGGGACGCAACGAGACCUACCACCUGUCCCGCCAAAUUUCCCGCGAUGUGGGCACCAUUUGCCUGCGAUAACACCAAGCUUCCCCUUGAUUCAUCAUUGACCAACGAGAGGUUGAUGGGUUCAGUUGAUCUCUCGACUUAAUGCCGAAACAUUUCCACUA
Molecule: messenger RNA, 1069 nt
Organism: Achroia grisella
Lineage: Eukaryota; Metazoa; Arthropoda; Insecta; Lepidoptera; Pyralidae
Exons: 4
Coding region: 206-1009 (267 amino acids)
Biological process (GO): iron ion transport
Cellular component (GO): plasma membrane
Molecular function (GO): oxidoreductase activity; copper ion binding
Source: RefSeq, a predicted model, not a curated record